AUGGUCAUGCUCGGGGUCAAGCUGGCGGUGGUGGAGGCGCUCGAGGCUAAGCUGCCUGGAGUGUACUCGCACGAGAAUGUCAUGCUCUCGGGCAUCCACACGCACUCGGGCCCAGGCGCGUACUCGACGCAGUCUCUGUUGUACGAUAUCACCACGCUCGGGUUCGACAAGAAGCACUUUGACACGGUAGUGGGCGGCAUCGUGGCAGCCAUUCUCGACGCGCAUGCCGACGCGCGCCACGAACUGAAGGGCCGACUCAAGGUCGGCUCGCUGCUGGGCGCCAACAUCAACCGCUCGCCAUCGUCGUAUCUAGCGAAUCCGGCCGAGGAGCGCGCGCUCUUUGAGCAUGACGUCGACAAGAACAUGACGGUGGUGGCGCUCGACGAUGCAGGCACCGGCGAGCCGCUGGCGCUGCUCUCGUUCUUUGCGGUCCACUGCACGUCGAUGCACAACACAAACAAGCUUGUUUCCGGAGACAACAAGGGCUACGCCUCGAUGCUUGUCGAGGCGGCGCAUAAUCCUGCCGGUAGUCUCCCCGGCAAGGGCCCGUUUGUGGCUGCGUUUGGGCAGGCCAACGAGGGCGACGUCUCGCCGAACGUCGAGGGCGCGUGGUGCCACGCCAAGGUUGGCGGCACGCCGUGCGCCGACGGCGAGUCGGUCUGUGACGGCCGCAACGAAGAGUGCUUUGGUGUCGGCCCGGGUGGCUUUGACAACGACUUUGAAAGCACCCGUACCAUCGGGGCGGCGCAGGCGGACGAGGCGAUGCGGCUGGCGCAGUCGGCCAACGAAGCACUCGACACCGCGCUCGGCGUGGCCUCGGUUCACGCCUGGGUCGACAUGACCAACGUUACUGUCGCGCCCAAGUUUUCGGGUGCGCCGAGCCCGGUGACCACCUGCCGGCCGGCGGUCGGCUUCUCGUUCGCCGCGGGGACCACUGACGGGCCGGGCGCGUUCAACUUUCACCAGGGCGACAACACCACGUCGGGCAAUCCGCUGUGGGAUCUGGUCCGUGGCCUGAUCAAGGAGCCGACACCGGCGCAGGUCGCGUGUCACGCACCCAAGCCGAUUCUCCUUGACGUUGGAGAGAUCAAGCCGCACCCGUGGACGCCGACCGUGCUCCCGCUGCAGAUCUCGCAGGUCGGCCAGCUGGUCAUCAUUGCCGUGCCCGGCGAGUUUACCACAAUGUCCGGCCGCCGGCUGCGGUACAUUGUCCGCCGCGCCUUUGUCGACGCCGGCCACCCUGCCGCCGACAAGCUGACCUUUGUCAUUGCCGGCCUCGCCAACGCGUACUCGCAGUACAUCGCCACCGGUCCGUCGCUCACUGCCGCUGGCACGUACGACACUGCUGGCGGGGAGUACGCCCGCCAGCGUUACGAGGCGGCGUCGACGCUCUUUGGUCCGUACACGCUCGCGGCUUACAUGCAAGAGUACUACACGCUCGCCACCGCGCUUGCAAAGCGCGCGCCUGUCCCGGCUCCUGGCACCCCGCACCAUCGACCGUCUUUGUCAACUACGACUUUCUCCCGCCGGUCCUCGCCGACAUCCACCCGCUCGACGCCACCUUUGGCGCCGUCCGUACGCAGCCGGCCGCAUCGUACUCGAUCCGCGACAAUACCACGGUCUCGGUCGUCUUUUGGGGCGCCAACCUCCGCAACAACUACAUGA
Molecule: messenger RNA, 1665 nt
Organism: Thecamonas trahens ATCC 50062
Lineage: Eukaryota; Apusomonadida; Apusomonadidae
Exons: 1
Coding region: 1-1665 (554 amino acids)
Biological process (GO): ceramide catabolic process; sphingosine biosynthetic process; long-chain fatty acid biosynthetic process
Cellular component (GO): extracellular region
Molecular function (GO): N-acylsphingosine amidohydrolase activity
Source: RefSeq, a predicted model, not a curated record